Molecule: messenger RNA, 1492 nt
Organism: Xylona heveae TC161
Lineage: Eukaryota; Fungi; Ascomycota; Xylonomycetes; Xylonales; Xylonaceae
Product: CMGC protein kinase
Exons: 5
Coding region: 197-1429 (410 amino acids)
Biological process (GO): spliceosomal complex assembly; protein phosphorylation; regulation of mRNA processing
Molecular function (GO): ATP binding; protein kinase activity
Source: RefSeq, a predicted model, not a curated record
CAACAUCCUGAUAUCCGCUCUUGGGACUGAUUGUGUUGGAUAAAUUCUGGUCAAGAAUUAGGAUCCUGGUCCCGCCCUUUGCGUGGGCCAUCUAACAAUCAACUAUGCUAACGUGUAUUACAAUCAACCACAUUGUCAUUUGCUAAAUGACAACCGACCUUUACCCAAAAUCCUCUUCCUUUCUCAUCCACGUUAUAUGACAAUGGCUUCCCUCCUAAAUUGGGCUAAACCAGUGAUUCGGAGGACUCCCUGGCCUCGUUUGCUCUUCCCGACCAGCGGAUUUAAAACAAUCAAUGCAUCCGAGAUUGUCGAAGAAGAAGUGUUCGAAGAGUUCAAGAAGGGACACUACUACCCUGUCAGCAUCGGCGAUGUCUUUGACUCCAAAUACCAGGUAGUUGGCAAACUUGGAUUCGGAAUUACUUCCACGAUAUGGCUCGCUCGCGAUCUUGCGCGUCAUCAAUAUGUCACAUUGAAAGCAUAUACACGCAACGAAUCUAGCCAGGAUGAAGAAUUUCAAAUCUAUCAGCAAAUGCACCGGGGGAAUCCGUCACAUCCUGGCCAUGCUCACGUGCGAACAGCACUCGAUACAUUCACCAUUCCUCGCCCUGGAGGUGGCUGCCACCAGUGUCUUGUCCAGAGGCCCAUGUGGGAGAGUUUCAGAGACUUGCUGUUUCGCAAUCCGAAACAUCGAUUUACCGAGGAUCUUCUCAAGGCUGGUCUGAUCCAAGUUUUCCUUGCGCUUGAGUACCUACACACGGAAUGCAAGCUUGUUCAUACUGACAUUAAGAGUGACAACAUCCUUCAAGAAAUAGAAGACACCUCGAUCCUUGAUGCCUUUACCCAAGCCGAAAUGGAGCACCCUUCUCCGCGAAAAUCUGUCAAUGGUAUACCAGUUUAUGCUUCGCGGCGGUUUGGUUUGCCAAGGACAUUUGGCAAGGCCGUCCUCAGUGAUUUCGGCUCAGCUGUCCGAGGCGAUGAGAAAAGAAAUCAUGAUGCGCAGCCCAAUGUUUACAGAUCACCGGAAGUCAUGUUGAAAACUGAAUGGAGUUAUCCAGUCGACAUUUGGAACGUCGGCGUCAUGAUAUGGGAUUUAUUCGAGGGCAGACACAUGUUCUACGGCAACGAUCCUGAUGGGAAAGGCUAUUCCACCCGCGCCCAUCUUGCUGAAGUCAUUGGCCUUCUGGGGCCGCCUCCUUUAGACUUGCUCAAGCGCGGAAAAAGAAGUCCUGAGUUUUUCACUGAAGAUGGGCAAUGGAAAGCCGACAUAGAGAUACCAGAAGGAAUGUCACUAGAAAAACUAGAAACUUUUCUCCAAGGACGCAAUAAAGAAAUGUUCUUGGACUUUAUGAGAGGGAUGCUUCAAUGGCGACCUGAAGAUAGGAAGACGGCGAGGGAACUACUACAGGAUCCGUGGCUGGAUAGCGGGUAGCCCGUCCAGCGAGCACGAGCCCUCUUGAUUAUUUAAUGUUUACCUUGUCAUUCAACUCGUAUU